Molecule: messenger RNA, 913 nt
Organism: Aspergillus steynii IBT 23096
Lineage: Eukaryota; Fungi; Ascomycota; Eurotiomycetes; Eurotiales; Aspergillaceae
Exons: 3
Coding region: 225-881 (218 amino acids)
Source: RefSeq, a predicted model, not a curated record
GACCCUGCGGAUUGGUUGGCAGUCCGGAGUUGCCUAGGUGUGGAGGGCGUGUGGAUGGCGUGAUAGGUGCUGGUCACAUACCUACCGAGCGGAGAGAGUUGAGAUGGAGGGAGAGAAAGUAAAAUAAAUGAAUCAACUACUAGGUAUUUAGUACGGAGGGUGUUGAUUAACGGUUUACGGAUAGACGGGGAUGCGACGUCUGCCUGCCCGAAUGCCAAAGGAGGAUGACCAGGUGGUAUUGCAGCUGCAGUCGACAGAUUAUUCUUCUGCCACAACGCAUCAACCCAAUCAGGACAGACCGUCAGGCAUCGGUGAUUCUCCUCUCCCCAAGAACCAGGAAACGGGCCAAUCUGCACCCCACCGUGGAUGCGGCAGAUCGCCCUUUCAGUGGAGGAGUCGACCGUCUGAAGGAAGGGGGACAGACCGACGAAAAGGGAAUUAAAAUCACCGAUCUGCAAGGUGCGAGCAAGGCACCCCGUCGUUAUCCGACUGCACGGUACUAUUUCUAUGGCAGACUCUCUCUCGCCACAGACAGCCUCAUCCCAGCCACAGCGCACUACCAACCAACACACAGACCCUCUUGCUCUUCCUCUCCCUCACCUCAAGCGACAUUCCCGGACGCACCUCAUCCAUUCAUGAAAUGCAGCUCAUCCUUGAUUUCCCCCCCUCCUCAGGUCAUACUGCAGUUUAAGGCACGCAUGUACCGGUACCUCCGCUACCGCGACCAGACAACGCAAGACGGCCCUUCUGCACGCUCAGUCCCCCGGCCAGAGACCAGUCAGGAUGAAGAAUCCAGCCAAUUACGACGGCGGCGUCGAAUCACAGGCCUACUGUCUUGUCUCGGCGUCCUAGCUCCUCUCUGUGCUACUACGCCUGCAUGAUUAUCCUUUAAUUGAAGCUAAAUCCAAAUCGC